AUGUCGAAACGCCGCGACCUGGAGCAACCUUGCCUCCUCAACCAGUCUCUUCACUUUGACCAGACUACUUACCCAACCUACACGGAGGUUGUCGUCUUAAACAGGGACCGUCUGUAUCGCAAAGGAGACGUCCUUACCGUCAAGGUGGUGGCAAUAGACAAGAAAAGAAGGCCGAAGCCGUACGGAGGAGACUUUUUCCACACCAGACUGGUCAGCUGUGACCGUUCGCUACAGGCCAGUAGUGCCGGUCACGUUACUGACCAUUGUAAUGGUACCUACACCGUACAGUUCCCACUCUACUGGGUUGGGAACGUUUCGAUAAAGAUCCAGCUUGUCCAUCCAAGCGAGGCAGUGAAGAUCCUACAGAGUGUGCGACAAGUUCCGAACAAGAGAGACUUCCAUUGCACCUUCGUAGAGCUGACGACAAAGGCCUAUGAUACACGGCAAUGCUUCAGCUCUAACAACCCCAGUCUACCACCCCACAGACGGUGCGAUUUCUCCAAAUGGGAGGCAAACGGAACCUGGAUUUGUCAAAAACCUGAGAAACUACCGUGUUCCGCCAUCGCAAAGUGCCGAUGGAAGAAGUCAGACCUGAGCAGGGUACGGGACCUUGUGUCUCAAGAGGAAAUGAAACUUUUCCAAAAGCCAUAUCUUGAGAUGGAACUGAAAGUAAACCCUAAGGAGCCCAUACGAUUCCUUGAGGCAGAACUGCCCACACCAGAACACCUUCCAGCGUGUACCGGGAACGCGCGCGAGUCCGGAGCUUCGCUGGGACAUUGGUCAGGCAAGGUGUGGAAGUCAGCGGUCUGUAAUGUCCGAGUCUUCACUAAAGAAGACAUCCAGCAAUGCCUGGCCAACAAGACUGUGUACAUGCAAGGUGACUCCACCAUUAGACAAUGGAGCGAGCGUCUGAAGAAUGUGGUGCCACUGUACUACGAUAAUAACUCACCAGUUUUUCGAGUAGCAAACAACAACCAGUGGAACAUCUCAGUUCGCUACCGCUUUCAUCACUUUCCAGUUCAAGGAUCAGAUUGGAUUGAUUUUGACGACUCCCGUUACACUGUUGAUGAGCUAGACGCCACCCAAGGAGGACCAAACACCGUGGUAGUCUUAAGUCUGUGGGCUCACUUUACGGCUGAGCCGCUGGACAUGAUCCGGUCCCGUCUGUACGCCGUAGGGGGCGCUAUACACCGUCUCAUGCGUAGGAGUCCCGACACACAGGUCUUCGUGAGAACUGGGACGACGCGAGAACACGUAAAAGGGAAGUUGGAGUUUUACCUGCUUGCGAGCGACUGGCUGGCUUACGAGAUCACGGAGGUGAUACGAGAGGUGUUCCGGGCGGAUCCAGACGUGGUCGUGUUGGACACGUGGGACAUGAGCGUGUGUCAGCCGGGCAAGGACAACGUUCACCCAGAUCAAACAAUGGUGGACAAUCAAUUAAACAGGCUGUUUUCUCAUAUCUGCCCUAAGUAG
Messenger RNA from Branchiostoma floridae (Florida lancelet), 1473 nucleotides. RefSeq names its product NXPE family member 3-like. NCBI's taxonomy places the organism in Eukaryota, Metazoa, Chordata, Leptocardii, Amphioxiformes, Branchiostomatidae. The transcript has 5 exons. The record is from RefSeq and is a predicted model, not a curated record. Bases 1 to 1473 code for a protein of 490 amino acids.